AUGCCUGCCACCACGGCGGACACCCUAUCCCUCGUCACCCGCACCGUCACGGUCGCUCCGUUAGUCCUCCUCUCUGUCGCAGAUCACUACGGGCGAACGGCCAAGGGUACUCGAAAACGUGUGGUUGGCGUGUUGCUGGGUGAGAACACGGGCCAGAAUGUGCGGGUAUCAAACAGUUUUGCUGUCCCGUUCGAGGAGGAUGAGAAGGAUCCAUCGGUGUGGUUCUUGGACCACAACUUCGUCGAGUCGAUGAGAGACAUGUUCAAGAAGAUCAAUGCCCGUGAGAAGCUUGUCGGGUGGUAUCACUCCGGUCCCAAGCUGCGUGCGUCAGACCUGCAGAUCAACGAGCUCUUCAAGAAAUACACCCCCAAUCCCCUGUUGGUGAUUGUCGAUGUGCAGCCGAAGGAGGUCGGCGUUCCUACGGAUGCUUAUUUUGCCGUGGAUGAAAUCAAGGAUGUGAGUUGGUCUACUUGGAUUGGUUUUGAAAGGACUGGGGGGUGGCUAAUCAAUGCCGAGGAAGCCGAGGAGAUUGGAGUGGAACACCUUCUGCGAGACAUCCGGGAUGUGGCAGUAGGCACACUCUCCACCCGCAUCACGUCGCAGCUGCAAUCUUUGCAAGGGCUGCAUCUGCGGCUCCGUGAUAUCGGUCAAUACCUCCAGAAAGUCCUCGACCACGAACUCCCCAUCAACCAUGCCAUCCUGGGCAACCUCCAGGAUGUCUUCAACCUUCUCCCCAACCUGUCCACCCCGCCGACGACGCCGCGGAUCAGUGGCCAGGAGACGCAGAUUGAAAACAGCGAGCUGGCCCGAGCCAUGAGCGUCAAGACUAAUGACCAACUGAUGGCCAUCUACAUCAGCAGUCUGAUCCGUGCCAUCACGGCAUUUCACGACUUGAUUGAGAACAAGAUCCAAAACCGACAGCAGCAGGAGGAGAGCGAUUCAAAGCGGGAGCAGGAACUCAAUGCCUCCAAGGGCGACGAGGCUAAGAAGACCAACGGAUCGACGAACGGCGACCAAAAGGAGGAGCAGGAUAGCUCCGACAAGAGCAAGAAGAAGAGCUGA
Molecule: messenger RNA, 1062 nt
Organism: Penicillium alfredii
Lineage: Eukaryota; Fungi; Ascomycota; Eurotiomycetes; Eurotiales; Aspergillaceae
Gene: rpn8
Product: proteasome regulatory particle lid subunit RPN8
Exons: 3
Coding region: 1-1062 (353 amino acids)
Biological process (GO): proteasome-mediated ubiquitin-dependent protein catabolic process
Cellular component (GO): proteasome complex; proteasome regulatory particle
Molecular function (GO): protein binding; metallopeptidase activity
Source: RefSeq, a predicted model, not a curated record